This is a messenger RNA of Peniophora sp. CBMAI 1063, 1605 nucleotides long. The record is from the annotation of a GenBank genome assembly. NCBI's taxonomy places the organism in Eukaryota, Fungi, Basidiomycota, Agaricomycetes, Russulales, Peniophoraceae.
AUGCAUUCCUACUCUUCAUCUCCCGAUACAGACUCUGUCUUUGUUUUCGGCACCUCGCUUGCCAUGAGGCUCCAAGAGAAUGUCUCACUGAUACUGGGCAUUUCGGCUAGCAUGGUACUCGUCUGCGUGACGCGCUACCUGCAAUCACCAUGGCGCAAAGUACCCCCAGGACCGCCAGGCUUGCCAUUUAUCGGCAAUGCGCUCGAGCUUACUGGCGACCAGUGGCUGCGAUAUAGCGCUUGGAGGAAAGACUACGGUGAUAUUAUAUACCUGAACGCCAUGGGCAAACCUAUGGUCAUCCUCAACAGUCCCUCCAUCGCUACUGAGCUACUUGACCGUCGAGCAACUAUCUACUCGGAUCGCCCUACCAUGAUUGUGUCGAAUGAGAUCAUGUGUGACGGCCUCAUGCUUCCCAGUGUCUCGUAUGGCGACAAGUGGAGACGGAUGCGCAAAGCAUCGCACGAAGCGCUCAACAAGGUUGUAGCUGACGGCUUGAACGAGUAUCAGGUCGAGGAGGCUAUGGUUCUCGUCCGAAACACGAUGCGGGACGCAGCCGGUUGGGACCAGUUAAUCCGGAGUGCUACUGCAAGCAUGAUGCUCCGUGGCGUGUAUGCCGAAGCGCCUGUGUUAGAUGAGUGUGACGCUCGCGUGUAUGAAGUCAACGAGAUUGCAGCGACACUUUCAUCCGCUUCUGGAUUGGGAGCCUAUUGGGUUGAGAUCAUGCCCUGGAUGCGCCACGUGCCGAGCGUCUUCGCUCCUUGGAAGCGCAAAGCUCAGGAGAUCUACGAGCGUAACAAUGCACUCUUUCACCGCUUACUUGAUCGCGUACAGAAGGGCGUGGAUGAUGAAACCGAGCCCACGUCCUUUUGUGCAACGCUCAUCCGCGAGCGCGAGCGCUAUGGACUCCAUACACAUGAGAAUGCUUGGUUAGCCGCCUCCAUAUACACGGCCGGCUCCGACACGGUGCGCGCGGUGCUCAGCUGGUGGACUCUUGCCAUGCUACUCCACCCCGAGGUUCAAAUGCGCGCUCAGAAUGAGCUGGAUGCCGUAGUUGGUCGUGCCAGGCUCCCGACGUUCUCUGAUAUGCCUCAUCUACCGUAUGUCAGUGCCAUCAUCAAGGAGGUGAUUCGUUGGCGGCCGGCGACACCGCUUGGACUGCCCCACAGAAGCACUGAGGAUGACAUCUACGAGGGAUACUUCAUCCCGAAAGGGACGGUCGUCAUCCCGAAUGUAUGGGAGAUGAACCACGAUCCCGCCACUUUCGGUCAAGAUGCACACCUGUUCAAUCCUGAGCGCUUUCUGGGUGAGAACGGCGAGCUGCUCUCCACGCUUCCCGGUUCAAAGGACGAUGGUCACUACGCUUUUGGAUUCGGACGGCGGAUCUGUGUUGGGAAGCACGUCGCGAACAACAGUCUGUUCAUCGACGUAGCCGUCUCGCUUUGGGCAUUUUCAUUCGUUAAUGUCAAGGGUCAGAGCCUUGAUGCAGAUGGCUGCAUCAACGAGGGAGUUGUUGUCGCGCCCAAACACUUCGAGGUCGAUGUAGAACCUCGCUUCCCGGAAGCACUCGCUCUGCUCUCUCAGGAGUGCGAACUUCGCGGGCGGUGA